This is a messenger RNA of Rotaria sp. Silwood2, 420 nucleotides long. The record is from the annotation of a GenBank genome assembly. Lineage: Eukaryota; Metazoa; Rotifera; Eurotatoria; Philodinida; Philodinidae.
AUGAAUGAUCUAGCUCGAGCUUUAUACCAUCUAGAAACAGCAUUAAGAACACUAUUACGCUCACAAGCUGGUGACAAUCAUGUCGAUAUCGCCGCAAUACAAUAUAACAUUGGAAUGAUACAAUUAACGUUGGGAAAUCAUAUUAAAGCAUUGAAAAUAACUCAGAAAGCAUUGCAAAAUCAAUUAAAAAUACUUCCAGAAAGUCAUGAAAAGUUGGCUCAUACAUAUUUCUUAUUAUCACACAUAUGUCAAAAACAACAGAAUAAGUCAACUGCUUUGGAGUAUAUAGAAAAAGCUGUGGAAAUCGCUCGAAUUUCCAUUCUACUGCACAACAAGUGCAAAUUUGAGGUUUUUCAGUGCCAGCUAGAUUUAUUGAAAAAUGAUCAAUUUCAUGACGGUGCGACAUUUCAAGAAGUACGU